CCUGCCAACAUGGCUGUAGGACGGAUAUAUUUAGCCGUAUUCUUAUUACUGAAUCAUGGAAACUCUGCCGUUUUCAGUCAGGAUAUUGACGACGAUUCUAUUGCAUUUGACACUUCCAGUCAACAUGGGCUCAAUGUAGAAUCAUUACAAGCUAAUAAUGACACGCAAUUCGAUAAGAGAUAUCUUCUUUAUGAUGUGAAUCCUGGAGAAGGAUUUAACCUCAGACGGGAUGUGUACAUGAGAGUGGCAAAUAUGAUGAAGCUUCUGCGAGAAAAACAGAACUGGAUCCUUGUCGUUCCGCCUUGGAGAAAACUUUACCACUGGCGAUCGGUGAUCGAACAAAAUGCCCUUCCUUGGCGGACAUUUUUCGACCUGGAAAGCUUGAAUCGUUACGUGCCUGUCAUUGAGUUUGAAGAAUUCAUGAGGGAAACCGGCGAAGAAGCCAUAGAUGAAAUCCUCUAUUUACAAGGUUACGCUGAAGGGUGGAAAGACGGACAUUGGGAAGAAAAAAUAGACGAUAGAGAUUGCAUUGAUAGACCUGUAUACCACAAAGAUGAAAGCGGGUAUUACAGAGGUUACUUCUGGGGAAUGGAAGACAUAUUCGCGCGUAAAUUUAAAUGUGUCUCUGUACAGGGCACUUCGGCAAUUCUAGUGCCUACACUUCUGGAGAAAACCAAGUCAAAGUCUGUGUUUAUUGACAGAUUUGAAAAGGUUAUGCACAUUCGUUAUGGUCAGGUGGAAUUUUAUAAGGCAAGGAGGAGCCUGGUUUUUGCCAAACACUUAAGAGAUGAAGGAGACAAGUUUCGUAGAGAAUUCUUAAAAUCUGACGAUGAGAGGGAUGCUACAGUCAUGGAUCCAGACUGGACCAAGAAUCAGAAAAAAGAAGGUUCUGCUAAAGGAGGCCCAUAUUUAGCAGUUCACUUGAGAAGAGCUGAUUUUCUCUAUGCUCACCCUGAUGGCGUUCCAUCUCUUGACAAUGCUGUCAAGCAGAUCAAGGAUAUUCUUGAAAAGGAGAAGCUUGAUAUGGUAUUCCUUGCGACAGAUGCUGAUAAAGAAGAGGUGACAUAUUUGAAGAGUAAACUACCCCUGGUGAAAUAUGACCCACCGAAGGAAAUUCUACAUAAUUAUGGUGAUGGCGGAGUUGCCAUAAUAGACCAGUGGAUUUGUGCACAUGCUCAAUACUUUGUAGGGACAUGUGAAUCAACAUUUUCAUUUCGUAUUCAUGAAGAAAGGGAUAUAUUAGGUUUCCAUGGUGACAAGACCUUUAAUUGUCUCUGUGGAGAUAAGAAGCUUGGAAAAUGUGAACAACCAUCAAAAUGGAGAGUAGUAUACUAAAAAUAUGAUGAAUGUACUUUAAAGCUUUUCUGCAUUCAACUUUCAGUCAGUCAUUAAAAGAAGAUAACUAAUAAAUUAUGGGAUUGCUUUGGGAACAGGAUGUGAAACAUUUCUGCGAGACAAGAUGGUAGUUAGAAUUUUUAGAUAUUAGUGCCAGUAGACACUUAGUUAACCCUUAAACUCCUAUGAGUGACCAAGACAGAAUUUCUCCUUACAAUAUCAAUACAAUGUCAAGCAGACAAGCAAUGAGAAUAAAGAAAAAUAUCAAUUAGUGGAAUUGUUAAUUGAUGUAAGACCAAAUUCUCUGAACUAAAAUCAAGAGAAUCACCGGUAUAUGUUAGACAGUUAGGAGAAUACCUAGAAAGAACUUGGGAGUGAAAGAGUUAACUCUUCAUUUCCAGGAGCGACCAAAAAGGAACUUCUCUUUGUAGUAUGGAUUUUUUUUCAAGGAGAAAGGUGAUGAGAAGGAAUAGAAAAAGAGAACUUGAGUAGAGACAAUUUUGCAACACAUAUGGAAACCAGAAGAAGCAUAAAACUAGUUCUGGUGCACUUUGACACCAAGGUAUUUAUGGCAAGGUCUUGUUUUAGCAUUUUGAACCAAACUUUGCUGACCUAAAUGGUGCAGUGAGCAUCAGGAAUGAGAACUUAAAACUUCCAGUUGCCAUUUGCGUCUUAGAAACGUUUGUACUUAAGCUCCCUUAUAUCAGCAAAGGAAUACUGUUUGAUGUAAUACCAAAUUCUUAGAGCUACAAUUGUAAGAGGUGUUUGGUGGACAGAGGGGAGAAUUGAUCUUUAGAUCAAAUUGGGCAUGUGGGUGUAAGAACAUGAUUGGUGCAUUUGCCCUCUGCACUAAGAUGAUGAGGAUCUCAGAAUAAAAUUUUUACUUGUUUUCGCUCACAAGAGUGCCCACAGUCUAUCAUUUCCUGCUUAGCAUAUAGAGAUAGUGAAAAAAAAUCUAACUGGAGAUAAUAGAUUUAUGCGGCAUGAUUUCAUAUGAGGCUGACUUCUUCUCACUCAAAGGAUGAGGCCAGAAAAGACAGAUUUCUUAUUCUCUAGAUUGUAUGUAAUGAGCUAUAGGAUGAUGAAUGUUACUCACUCUAAAAUCUUAAAAUAAGGAUUCUUGUUUCCUGAAAGCCUGCUCGAUCAAGGAUAGGGUUUGGUUGAAGCUGCUGGAGAUUCAAAACAAAAUCAAUUUUGUAUGGUGUUGAUUUUUUUGUUGCCUUACCUUCUUUUACAUUAAUGCUGACCAACAUUUCCCGUCAGUCUUCUAUGAGUGACCCAUUUCACUGUUGCCAAGCUUAACCUUUUUAUUAUAAAAAAUAAACUUUCCACUGUAAAAUCCAUAUAUUUAUUUUCAUUCUGGAUCUAAGAAUUUGGGGUGACAUCCUGUAGCUGAUUUUAUCUUUCUUCUCAUCACUUUUAUGCUUGAAAAUAUAAGGAUAAUGUAAGGAGAUAUUCAUAUUCGGUCACUUCCCCAAUUGAAAGGGUUAUCAUCAGGAACAAUCAGUGAUAAUUGUUGCAAUGUUCUGGGCUAAUUUCUAGCUUGAACUGAUGAACCUGCAUUGACACCAGAGCUAAGGGAUUGACACCUUAAAUCAAUCUGUUAUUUAAAGGACAUGAAAGUAGAAGAUAACUGUCAAACAACUGAUUGCAGUAUCAUCAGACAAUUUCCUUGCCUAAUAACUGCCAUUAACAGUUUUGCCUAGCCUAAGUAUUAAUCCCUAUUGAUAGUUUGCUGCAUUCUGUGCCAUUUCAAUAAUUAGUGGGCUUUGCCUUAAUGUAAUAAUGUAUCUGCCGAUAGAUGCAUACGUGACCAUGGUAUCAGAGAUUUUUUGCUCCUUUUGGACAAAAUGUCAGAUCCCAUGUUUUUGUCCAUCUUUUAUUCCCAUAAAUUUCCAAAAGUAGUGAGAACAGUCAGCAGUGCACUUACAUAUACUUUCUGUUUCUUUUGUUUAGACAUAUUUCAACAUCAUUUGUGAUCAGUUUUCUUAUCUAUUGAUUUAUUCAUACAGCAACAUGGAAGCUGUGUUUAAUUCAUAUAUUGAUGAAUAGAAGUGCAGAUAAGUUCCAUCUCAAUUUUUAGGCUCAAAUUAUAUGAUAUCUAAUCAGACACAGCUGCUAUAAAAAAGUUUGAUGCUCAAGUGAUAGUGUUUGUAACCAGUCAGAGGUCAGGGUAAAUGUUUGCCAAAAAGGGUUUGUAUAUUCUCUUUAGGUUUUUAGGCAUUAUCAGCAAGAGUAAGAAACAGUGCUCUUUUAUCACAUGACUAGGAGAAGAUUUGACCUAGGCUGCCAGAUGCUGGGAAGUGGGAACAGGGCUAUUGUUUGACUUUUCUUCUUGUUAAUUUUAGUGUGCCAAACAUUUAAUCUGAGUGACACACCUAGGGGAGGUUUGGCUGGAGUUGUAUGCAUAUCCUGUGUAGGAUCGAUGUCAUCCAGCCUUAUCUAGUGUAAUAGGGAAAUAUUUACUAGCAGAUAUAUAUAAAUGUUAAUAUUGAAAAUAUAAGUCUAUACACUGUUUGAAAGCUCAUACCGUGAUUGCCAGCUCAUACCUUCAUACCUGCUCAAGCCAAAUAAGGUAGUGAUCAUAGGAAGGAGGGUCAGGCCACUACUUAGGUCAUGUUUUGGAUUUUGGUCUAGAAAGAGGAGGCCUGGAUUCCUUUGUAGAUCAGUGCUUGAGAUAACAACCUAAGCUGAAUUAUCUGCCAAGAUUGAAGUUCUUGGAAACUUGUAAUGGUUCUUCCCAUGCAGAUAUUGCAAGGUAUAAAUGUUUGUAAGGAGGUAAGAGGUUUCAAAAAUGAGAUAUUGUAGCCCUUCUUUACUAAGCCAAAAUGAGUGUGUGCCCCCAAACAGGGUGUGUCUUUUGCGCUUUUGAGUCUUUAUGCCUUUUACAGCUUUAUACCAGUACAUCUUCAUACUGUUCUCUAUACAUUUCCUGACCUGCUGACAAGGAGAAUUUUUUUAAUAAUAAAGAACUUCUUUAGUUGAUCAUUUCCUUUAUUCUUGUGACCUUAAUAUGUAAUUCAGAAAUUAGAUGCUUAGUCAGUCUAAGAAGUCAUAGAUCAAGCCUUGUGAACAGGUUGUACCGUCUUUUAAGAGGGGAGUUUAGUGUGACCUCAAUAAUGUGGGCACUGGUAGAUAAGGUGGUCACUCACUAAAAUUGUGUCAAAUUGAGCAAGACACAGACAAGGUCAAUGUGCCACAAUCUCUAUGGAUCG
Messenger RNA from Pocillopora verrucosa, 4550 nucleotides. Its product is annotated as GDP-fucose protein O-fucosyltransferase 2. NCBI's taxonomy places the organism in Eukaryota, Metazoa, Cnidaria, Anthozoa, Scleractinia, Pocilloporidae. Gene Ontology annotation, molecular function: peptide-O-fucosyltransferase activity. The record is from RefSeq and is a predicted model, not a curated record. Gene Ontology annotation, biological process: protein O-linked glycosylation via fucose.